Messenger RNA from Gambusia affinis (western mosquitofish), 2015 nucleotides. Its product is annotated as zinc finger protein OZF-like. The coding region runs from base 154 to 1332 and encodes 392 amino acids. Gene Ontology annotation, molecular function: DNA-binding transcription activator activity, RNA polymerase II-specific; RNA polymerase II cis-regulatory region sequence-specific DNA binding. The record is from RefSeq and is a predicted model, not a curated record. Lineage: Eukaryota; Metazoa; Chordata; Actinopteri; Cyprinodontiformes; Poeciliidae. Gene Ontology annotation, cellular component: nucleus. Gene Ontology annotation, biological process: regulation of transcription by RNA polymerase II. The transcript is spliced from 3 exons.
GAGAAACGAGCACCACACAGAGCUGUUGUGGUUUACCCUUUGGAGAGUUGCUACGGUUUCUCUCUUCCUCCUUUUGGUGGAGGUUAGAUUUAAGCUGCAGCCGAGAGUAUACAUAACGGAGCCUUCUUUAGGUUUAUCCAAGAGUCUGCAGCCAUGGGCCCAGACGCCGCACCUGAACCAAAAUCUGAAUCUGAAGACAGUUUUGGAGUUGUGGAGGUGAACGUUGACCUGGAAUCAGAUUCCAGCGACUCUUCCACUGACACUGACCCAGAGAAUUUCAAACAACCAAAAAUAAACAAAUCUAACAAGUGUUUCCCUUGCCCCACCUGUGGUAAAAUGUUUGACAGGCCAUCGAAGGUGGAGAGGCAUAAACCUAUCCACGAGAGGAAGCCAAGAAUGCUUUAUCAAUGUCAGCAUUGUCAGAAGAACUUCACUCAGGAGGAGAGGAUGAUUCGACACCAAAAUACCCACAGCAGAACCAACAAGCAUCCCUGUCCUGACUGCGGGAAAGUGUUCAACAGGCCUUCAAGGUUAGCGAGACAUCAACGCACGCACUCAAGAACGCCAAAAAUACCUCAUCAGUGUUCAUUCUGCAUGAAGACAUUCAAUAAACUCCAUAAACUUCUUCGCCAUAUAAGGGUUCACACAGGGGAGAGGCCUUAUACCUGCCCUGUCUGCGGAAAGGGAUUCUCUGAGGCAGGCCACUGCAAAGCCCACGAAAAAACGCAUGAGGAACAGCCGGAGAAACCUCACCGCUGUGCCGACUGCGGAAUGUGUUUCUUCAAGGCCUCCUCCUUGCGACGCCACUCCCGUUCCCACACAGGGGAGAAACCUUUUAAAUGCACUCUGUGCGAAAGCAGCUACUCCCGCUCAGAGGGACUCAAAAGACACAUGAAGAAGCACACAGGAGAAAGACCCCACAAGUGCAUUGUCUGCAGCAAAAGAUUUUAUUCCCGUCAGGAACUGAUCCUUCAUGGACUUACUCACUCAGGAGAGAAGCCCCAUCUGUGCCCUGUGUGUGGUAAAGGCUUCUCCCAGCUCGGCAACAUGAAGGAGCACGAGCAGAACGUCCACAUUAAGUCUGAGAAAUAUAUUUGCAACGAGUGCGGCGCAACAUUCAACAGGUACAAUUCGAUGACGAAGCAUCAGCGCGUGCACACAGGAGAAAAACCUUACAUGUGCCUUACAUGUGGCAUCAGGUUCUCCUGGAGCCAUUCCCUCAGCAGGCACAGAAGGAGUCACGCUCACAAACAGGCGGCGUCAGAACCUUCAGAAGAUUUGGAAAGUUUGGCAGGACCUUCUGGAAACCCAGAAAGUUGUGAACCUAAUUAGAUUUCCUUGAGAGACAAUCAAGUAGCUCUGUGGCUUGUAGUUUUUGCGCUUAUAUGGACCAUUGACUUAAUGUUCACAUGUACCAUUCAGCUUUAGAGUGAACCAUCUUUCUCUGCUUUGUUCCAUUAAUUGACAUUUCAAGUGUAUUUAUGUGAGCCCAAAUACAACUGACUGUUUUCUUUGUUGCAACCAAAUCAUGUUUUUAAUAUUCACGAAUAAAAAUGCAGUUUUAUGCAUUAUGUAGUCAAUGUUGGAAGGUGCUCACUCAUAUGUGCUUUAUUUCUUUACACUUAUUUUGUAAGUCUGUAGUAAGUCUAUACAGUAUUCAGUUACAUAAAAACAUGUUGGCAAGGUGUGAAUAACUGUUUGAGUUAUGAAAAUAGUACAUUGAAAUAUUGACAGCUUAGAUUUUUUAAAUCUUGAAGUAUACUCUACAGUUUAUACAUUGCAUUAAAAAGUAUUCAUAUUUAAAUUUUUUUUCUUUCACAUUUACUCACAUUGCAACUAUGAACGUCAGGAUAUUUCACUGUAAUUUUACAAUAAUCCAACGCAAUGUUGCACAAAAUUGUGAAAUACUUCACCUAUUGUGUUACAAUGGCAAACCUCUACCAGGCUGUUUAGUUUUAUGGUGGUUUAACAGAAGUGCACAACAUGGAAAUAAAAUAUUCAAUCAAUCAGUCAAU